CCCGCACUGAGCGCCACGAGCCCGGCCGCCUGCCCACACUCGGCAUGGCAGCCAAGGGGGCCCGGCAGCGGCCUCGAUGGGGCGGCGGGGAUUCGGCGGCGCCCGCCCGGCAGCGAGACGAGGGUCCUCCUCCGCCGCAGACGCCCGCCGAGGAGAACAAAGCCGAAUCCUCAGGAACCAAAGCAGGUCACGUCUGGGCUCCGGAAGGAUCGACGGCUUUCAAGUGUCUAAUCUCAGCCAGGUUCUGCGCAGCUCUGCUAAGUAACAUCUCGGACUGCGAUGAAACCUUUAACUACUGGGAACCUAUGCACUACCUCGUUUAUGGCAAAGGAUUCCAGACGUGGGAAUAUUCUCCGGUUUAUGCCAUUCGCUCCUAUGCGUACCUGUGGCUCCAUGCUCUGCCGGCCCUCUUCCAUGCUAGAGUUCUCCAAACAAACAAGGUAACACGAAUCAGAGUCACAUGACCUGUUGUUGUUAGU
Messenger RNA from Pantherophis guttatus, 479 nucleotides. The record is from RefSeq and is a predicted model, not a curated record. NCBI's taxonomy places the organism in Eukaryota, Metazoa, Chordata, Lepidosauria, Squamata, Colubridae.